This is a messenger RNA of Juglans regia (Persian walnut), 1011 nucleotides long. RefSeq lists its product as uncharacterized. NCBI's taxonomy places the organism in Eukaryota, Viridiplantae, Streptophyta, Magnoliopsida, Fagales, Juglandaceae. The transcript is spliced from 3 exons. The record is from RefSeq and is a predicted model, not a curated record. The coding region runs from base 109 to 1011 and encodes 300 amino acids. Gene Ontology annotation, molecular function: polysaccharide binding.
UUGUCUACAGACAGCAGUGGAAACCACGCCCAAAUCUCCCCUAAUCCUCUGAUCUCUUUCUCUGAUCUCCUUGAUUUCUGGCUCUCUCUGCUGUUGGGCUGAAGAGGAAUGACUUUCCCUAUUGAACUCAGGGUCCUUAUAAGUACUGUUCUUGUCCUAAUCCUUGUUCCUCCAGCUUCUAGUCUUAAUAAUACUGAUCACUACUGUCCUCCUUCUUCCUGUGGCAAUAUCCCCAACAUCAGCUAUCCGUUUCGACUAAAAGGCGAUCCACCAAACUGCGGAGACCAAAGGUAUGAGCUCUCAUGUGAUGAGAACAACCACGCGUUGUUAUCUUUACAUGAUGGUAGUAAAUACUAUGUAAGCCAAAUCAAUUACAACAACUACACAAUCCGAAUUGUAGACGCAAGUAUUCAGGAGGAUAACUACUCCUUCAUCCCUCGUAGUUUUCUAAACUACUAUAAUUUCAGUUGGAGUUGGCCGGACUGGGAUAUUUCACUUUUUACAGAAGUUGUGGUUAUUGUGAACUGUGAUAAGCCAGUGAGUUGGGCUUCCCCUUUCUAUUGGAACACGACUUCUAGGAAUUGUUCUAAUAUUAAUAAUGGAUAUGGGUCUUCUUCCAACUCCUUUUUUUCUCAAUAUUCCAAACGGUACAUAUAUCUUAUGGUUGGUCGAGCGAAUGUGAUGGAUGUGGAGGAGUCGUGCACGAUAGAGCAAAUGUUUCUGGCAUCGUGGCCAGGACAAAUUUAUGCUGAUCCUAAUAUUUCAUGUACAGACAUCCGCAAUGUAUACUCAUAUGGUUUUGUGCUUUCAUGGUACCGGAUUUAUUGUGGAAGCUGCGAAUACGAUAGUUGCUACUUCCAUGAGUACGAUAAUCAAGUUUAUUGCUAUCGAUGGGAAAACACUUUCGUUAUUUUCUUACUACAACAGGUCAAAACUACAGCUUAUUAUACUGGAUUGUUAUGGCUCAUCGGUAAAAUCCCCUUACACUGGAUUGUUUCCCCUCUUCAAUGA